Messenger RNA from Liolophura sinensis, 1188 nucleotides. Its product is annotated as S-antigen protein-like. NCBI's taxonomy places the organism in Eukaryota, Metazoa, Mollusca, Polyplacophora, Chitonida, Chitonidae. The transcript is spliced from 5 exons. The coding region runs from base 1 to 1188 and encodes 395 amino acids. The record is from RefSeq and is a predicted model, not a curated record.
AUGUUGGAGCGCUCAGCUGUGGAUCAUGAAGAAUAUGGAGAGCCGGGUAAUGGAGGACCGGGCAAUGGAGGACUAGCCAAUGGAGGAUCGGGAAAUGGAGGACCGGGCAAUGGAGGACCAGGCAACGGAGGGCCGGGCAACGGAGGACUGGCCAAUGGAGGGCCGGGCAAUGGAGGACCGGGCAAUGGAGGGCAGGGCAAUGGGGUCCCGGGCAGUGGAAGGCCGGGCAAUGGAGGACCGGCCAAUGGAGGACCGGGCAAUGGAGGGCCGGGCAAUGGAGGACCGGGCAAUGGAGGGCCGGGCAAUGGAGGACCGGGCACUAUAUUAAUAAUUCUACAACCCUACAACAGUAAGAAAAAAUUUGUAGGACUGGCCAAUGGAGGGCCGGGCAAUGGAGGGCCGGGCAAUGGAAGACCGAGCAAUGGAGGGUCGGGCAAUGGAGGACCGGGCAAUGGAGGGCCGGGCAAUGGAGGACUGACCAAUGGAGGGCCGGGCAAUGGAGGACCGUGCAAUGGAGGAUCGGGCAAUGGGGGACCGGGCAAUGGAGGACCGGGCAAUGGAGGAUCGGGCAAUGGAGAGCGGGGCAAUGGAGGGCGGGGCAAUGGAGGGCCGGGCAAUGGAGGACCGGGCAAUGGAGGACUGGGCUAUGGAGGGCCGGGCAAUGGAGUCCCGGGCAAUGGAGGGCCGUGCAAUGGAGGAUCGGACAAUGGGGGACCGGGCAAUGGAGGAUCGGGCAAUGGAGGGCCGGGCAAUGGAGGAUCGGGCAAUGGAGGGCCGGGCAAUGGAGGACCGGGCAAUGGAGGACCGGGCAAUGGAGGACCGGGCAAUAUAGGACUGGGCAAUACAUUAAUAAUUCUCCAACCCUACAACAGAGGACUGGCCUAUGGAGGGCCGGGCAAUGGAGUCCCGGGCAAUGGAGGGCCGUGCAAUGGAGGAUCGGACAAUGGGGGACCGGGCAAUGGAGGAUCGGGCAAUGGAGGGCCGGGCAAUGGAGGGCCGGCCAAUGGAGGGCGGGGCAAUGGAGGGCCGGGCAAUGGAGGACCGGGCAAUGGAGGGCCGGGCAAUGGAGGGCCGGGCAAUAGAUUAAUAAUUCUCCAACCCUACAACAGUAAGAAAAAAAUUUGUUUUGUCUCAUUGGAAUGGGUACCUGAACAGGAUUAUAGAACUCUGAAGAGCGAGCACGUGUAA